This is a messenger RNA of Meriones unguiculatus (Mongolian gerbil), 1102 nucleotides long. It is a transcript of the gene Mrpl30, whose product is annotated as mitochondrial ribosomal protein L30. The record is from RefSeq and is a predicted model, not a curated record. The transcript is spliced from 5 exons. Lineage: Eukaryota; Metazoa; Chordata; Mammalia; Rodentia; Muridae. Gene Ontology annotation, biological process: translation. Gene Ontology annotation, molecular function: structural constituent of ribosome. The coding region runs from base 166 to 645 and encodes 159 amino acids. Gene Ontology annotation, cellular component: mitochondrion; large ribosomal subunit.
ACACUAGCCCUCUCCAGGAACCAAAGAACUGUACGCCCUGUGACGGCAACGGCGGGCUUUGAGUGCCGCACUGAGUCCUCCCGCCUCCGUUCCGCUCCUUCCGGCUGCAGGACGUUCCGACUGGAUACGGCGGUCCCUGCCUCUGAAGAGAAGAAUUGCUACACUAUGGCUGGGGUUUUGCGCUCGGUAUUUCAGAGGCCUCCAGACAGAUUACAGACUGUGAAAAAAGGUAUGGAAUCUCUCAUUGGUACAGAUUGGAUUCGUCACAAAUUUACCAGAUCAAGAAUCCCAGAUAAAGUGUUUCAGCCUAGCCCUGAGGAUCAUGAAAAAUAUGGAGGGGAUCCCCAGAACCCUCAUAAACUGCAUAUUGUUACGAGAAUAAAAAGUACGAAAAGACGUCCAUACUGGGAGAAAGACACGAUCAAGAUGCUCGGGUUACAGAAGGCGCACAGCCCUCAGAUUCACAAGAACAUCCCCUCAGUGAACGCAAAGCUGAAGGUGGUUAAACACUUGAUUCGGAUCCAGCCCCUGAAGCUGCCGCAGGGACUCCCCACAGAAGAGAACAUGUCGAGCACCUGCCUCAAGAGCACUGGGGAGCUGGUCAUGCACUGGCGCCUGAUGCCUGUGGAACAGACCAGGUCCUGAGGCCACACACUGGAGAGAAAGAGCGGGUACUGAGGAAACCGGUCCCCUUAAAGAGUGUGCCGAUCCUGUCAUCUCCUUCCUGUCCAUGCGGACCUUACGAGUUCUGAUGUUAUUACGUGGUUAAAUUCUCUCCCUUUGUCCCUUAAGAAUUUUACUCCAUCGUGGUCAAGAGUAGCAUUGUUUGAACAUCUGACUUUAGGCCCUAGCACUUUAACAAUUGUCAUUAUCUUUUUUUUUUUUUUUUUUUUUUUUUGUGAGAAACUGCUUUCUUGGGGACUAGAGAGAUGACUCAGAGGUUAAAAGUGCUGGCUGUUCUUCCAAAGGUUCUGAGUUCAAUUUCCAGCAACCACAUGGUGGCUCCCAAACAUCAUACAAUGAGAUCCGGUGCCCUCUUCUGGCCUGCAGGCACACAUGCAGGCAGAACACUGUAUACAUAAUAAAUAAAUCUUGAAAGAAA